Solanum tuberosum (potato) is the source of this 809-nucleotide messenger RNA. Its product is annotated as ubiquitin-conjugating enzyme E2 27-like. Gene Ontology annotation, molecular function: protein binding. The record is from RefSeq and is marked provisional. Lineage: Eukaryota; Viridiplantae; Streptophyta; Magnoliopsida; Solanales; Solanaceae.
CUUUCUCAGCCCAUCUUCCAACAAAAAGCAGUGGCGACUUUUGCAUAAACCAAACUAGGAAUCAAAUUGGAAGAGAGGAAAAAAAUGGUGGACUUGGCUAGGGUUCAAAAGGAGCUCCAUGAAUGCAACAGAGAUGUUCAGGUUUCUGGAAUUAAUGUUACCCUUAAAGGUGACAGUCUCACUCACUUGAUUGGUACAAUCCCUGGUCCUGUUGGUACUCCUUACGAAGGCGGUACUUUCAAGAUCGAUAUCACUCUUACUGAUGGCUACCCAUUUGAGCCUCCAAAAAUGAAAUUCGCCACAAAAGUUUGGCAUCCCAACAUAAGUAGUCAAAGUGGAGCAAUAUGCCUAGACAUCCUGAAGGACCAGUGGAGCCCAGCGCUAACUCUCAAGACAGCUCUCCUUUCUAUACAAGCAUUACUUUCUGCUCCUGAACCUGAUGAUCCACAAGAUGCAGUUGUUGCACAACAGUAUCUUAGAGACCAUCAGACCUUUGUCGGCACAGCUCGUUACUGGACUGAAACUUUUGCAAAAACAUCCACACUUGCCGCAGACGAGAAGAUACAAAAGCUUGUGGAAAUGGGCUUUCCUGAAGCUCAAGUGAGGAGUACUUUGGAAGCAAAUGGUUGGGAUGAAAACAUGGCACUUGAAAAGCUGUUGUCCAGCUAGAACCCUUCUACUGCAACUCAUAUUUUGAUAAGACAAUUAUAGCCUUCCAGCAAAAGCUGAUGACCAGAAUAGAGUCACUCAGUUAAUACUGUUGCUUGGCAAUCUUGUUUCCGUCUCCUUUAUGGUUUGCUGUUGACAUC